Messenger RNA from Kuraishia capsulata CBS 1993, 2187 nucleotides. RefSeq lists its product as uncharacterized. The record is from RefSeq and is a predicted model, not a curated record. Bases 1 to 2187 code for a protein of 728 amino acids. Gene Ontology annotation, molecular function: actin binding. The transcript has a single exon. Lineage: Eukaryota; Fungi; Ascomycota; Pichiomycetes; Pichiales; Pichiaceae.
AUGGUUGUCCUCACGUCAGCCGAUAAGGAGAAGAUAAAACGGGCGAUCCCGAAAAACGCAAACAAAAUCAUCGCGGCCGGCGUUGCCAGGCUUUACAUCGCACAUCCAGACCCCCAGGCGUGGCAAUUCACCGGAUUGAGCGGUGCAAUCGUAUUUGUGGAUGAUCUGGUGGGUCACACGUUUUUUCUGAAGCUUGUGGAUAUUAUUGGGCAUCGGGGAGUGAUUUGGGACCAGGAGCUCUAUGUUGGCUUCCAGUACAACCAGGACCGGUCCUUCUUCCACUCGUUCGAGCUUGAGGAGUGCUUUGGCGGCCUUUUAUUUGAGGAAACGGGCGAAGCAUCCCAGUUCUAUAAAAAAGUGACCUCUAAGGAGAAACACGGCUCGAAACAGACAAUCCAGAACAAAAAUGCCAUUGCGUUGAAGAAGAAACCCGAUGCACCCAGGGCUGCUGGGCCCAGAGGUGAUAUGGGCGAUCCUAUUAACGCCCAGAGAGUAAGAAGAACGAGGGGCCCGAUAUAUUACGACGACGUUCCACCACCGGAGUGGAGAUCGUUCUACGCAGAGCUAGAGUCGAUGGGUAUUUCGGAGGACAUGAUCGCAGAUAAUCGCGAUUUUAUCAAGAAUUACAUCAAUGAACAGGGCGGACCUCUCGUUGGAUUGGAACCUCCAAUUCCACGGAAAUUUCAAUAUAAGACGGCAUCAAACGAUACUCCUAGCCAAUCACGGAUUGCUUCAGGAAGCUCCAUCAAAAAGAAGAAAGCUCCACCUCCACCUCCACCAGGCGUGCCUGCGGCUCCGCAUGCGGUACCUGCACCCUCAAUGCAUUCCUCUGACAAUGAUUCUGGCUAUGAUUUCAACCCGCCCGAUUUUGAGCCUGUUACGAGCAGUUCCACUACGCCUCAUCACUCAAGUGCGGAAACUACCAGAGGAUCGACUCCGGCCCCUAUAGCUUCGACACCAGCACCAGAACCAGCACCAGCAGUUGCACCCACUCCCGCAGGUCCAGUUCACAAAGUUCCGCCUGCAAUGCCUUUUCUAGGCCAGAAUGCCCAUCCUCCAGCUCCAGUAGGACAGCCACAACAACCUCACUACCAACAAUCCAGUCCGUUUGGAGCAAACGGUAAUGCUCCACCACCGCCUGCCCGGAAUGGAGUACCAACACAAUACGGCCAAAGACCACCGGUUCAUAACGUGCCCCCUCCACCACCGUCCAGAAACCCAGGACCUUCAGUUCCGCCAAGAGGUGGUGCACCUCCGCCACUGCCUCCAAAGGCCCCAUCACGGGCUCCUGGACCUGCUCUACCGGGAAGAGGUCCUGUGCCAACGCCUUAUGGGCAGCCAUCAGCUCCUCAGCAGACUCAGGGAAGGACUCCGCCGGCACCUCCACCACCCAGAAGGGGAAAUGGCCCUCCUCCACCUCCUUCAAGGGCAACUGCGAGACCCACAGCGCCGCCGCAGCUGCCUACAUCUCCACGGCCGAUGUCGCCGCCUCAGAAUGUGUAUCCAGCUCAGCAGCAGACGCAAUAUCAACCUCAGCAAACCCAGAGUCCAUAUCAGCAGCAGAGUCCAUAUCAGCCUCAACAACAGCAGCCACAAAGUCCUUACCAGCCCCAACAGCAGCAGCCACAGAGUCCUUACCAGCCUCAACAGAGUGCUUACCAACCACCACAGAAUCCUUACCAACCCCAAAGUCCGUACCAGCCUCAGCAGUCCAUUCCACAGGCACCUCCUAUGCCUCAGAGCCCAACACCUGUUGCACCUCCUCUUCCAACUGCCCACAACACCAUUCCAGUGGCUCCGCCGCCACCUCCGAUGACACAAUCUGCCAUUCCAGUUGCCCCUCCACCUCCACCAAUGGCAAGUGGUGGUCCACCACCACCUCCUAUGGGUGGUUUCUCUCAGGAAUCACCCGCACCUGCUUUGCCUCAAGUUGAUGGUGGGCGUGAUGCAUUGCUGGCAUCCAUUAGAAGUUCGGGUCUCGGGUCGCUGAAGAAGGUUGACAAGUCCCAGCUGGACAAACCAUCUGUUCUUCUUCAAGAAGCCAAAGGAGAGCCAGUUGCACAGCCCUCCGGAAACGGCGGUGCUCCAGGACAACCUGCGUCGUUGGCUGAUGCCUUAGCGGCAGCGUUGAGUUCGAGAAAAAGCAAGGUUGCUUUAAGCGAUGACGACGAUGAUGGAGACUGGUAA